AUGUCGUCGAGCUCCUCCGACUCGGACUCAUCCGACGACGACAAGAAGCGGAAGAAGAAGCGCGAAAAGAAGGAGCGCAAGCGCAAGCGCAAGGAGGAGAAGAAGGCCAAGAAGAAGGCGAAGAAGGCGAGGCGGUCGCGCGACGACGACGGCGACGACGCGCCCGCCGACGAGGAGGACUACGGCCCCGCGCCGCUGCCCGACGCGGACGCGCUCGAGGGCCUCGGCGGCGGCGCCGUCGACUACGGCGGCGCCCUGCGGCCCGGCGAGGGCGCGGCCAUCGCGCAGUACGUGCAGAAGAACAUGCGGAUCCCCCGGCGCGGCGAGGUCGGCUGGCAGGGCGAGGAGAUCGAGCGCCUCGAGAGCGUGGGCUACGUCAUGAGCGGCAGCCGCCACGCGCGCAUGAACGCCGUGCGCAUCCGCAAGGAGAACCAGGUCUACUCCGCCGAGGAGAAGCGCGCGCUCGCGCUCAUCACGUUCGAGGAGAAGCAGCAGCAGGAGAACAAGGUCAUGGGCGAGUUCCGGGCCAUGCUCCAGCAGCGCCUCGUCUCCCAGGGCCUGGCCAAGGCCGAGCUCGGCGACGCGCCCCAGUAA
Molecule: messenger RNA, 594 nt
Organism: Aureococcus anophagefferens
Lineage: Eukaryota; Pelagophyceae; Pelagomonadales; Pelagomonadaceae
Exons: 2
Coding region: 1-594 (197 amino acids)
Biological process (GO): regulation of gene expression
Cellular component (GO): nucleus
Molecular function (GO): chromatin binding
Source: RefSeq, a predicted model, not a curated record